UGGUGGAGUGACGUCAAUGGUCAAUGGUCAAAACUCGAUUCUCAAUAAUCUGGUCUAGUGUUCCUCUGAUUUUGUUUCAUUUUUUUUUUCAAUAGAGUAUAGAGAGUUUUGAUUCGGGUACGAAAGGAGUGAAGGCUUUGAGUUGAAUCAUCAUCAUCAUGAUAUUUGUGGGUGGGCUUCCCUUUUCUUCCAACUCCUCUUCUUCUUCCUCAGCGCCAUCGUCUCAGUCUCAGCCAAUGAAUUUGUUGAUGGCAUUGAUGGAACACCCCAUUCUAGUGUCUGCCUCACAUUCUUUCAAGUCUAUCCAGGAGAGGAGAGUCUCGGCAUCCAUGGACUCUGACUUAACAAUGUCAUCAAAUAACCCUAAAUAUGUCUACUUAUUCCAGAGAGAAUAUGCUACUGUUGAUCCUGCACUUGUCCAUUACGUUGGCACUGAUGAAGCAACAACAUGUGUGGGUCUUGUCAUUCGGAACCGGGAAAAUGGGAUGACCUCUGUUGCCCAUAUGGAUUCUCCAAAAUUUGUAGAUAUUGGCAUCAUCCAGAUGUUAUCACUAGUUGUUGAUCACAAUUCUCAUGCUGAUUUGGAUGUGCAUUUAGUUGGUGGUUUUGAAGAUGUUUCACCUAAUCAUGCUAAAGGCAUCUGUGGACCAGAGGGAAAUGAAAGAAUGGAUGGUUAUUCCUUUCCUUUGUGUACAAAAAUAGUUGAAACUUUGCAGAAGAGACAGGAAAAUUUUCACGUUCAGACACUCUGUGUUCUUGGACAUAACACCAAAACGGAUUCUCAAGGAAAUGCAUAUCCCAUUUUUAGUGGGUUCCUGGUAGAAUCAUCUACUGGAUCCCUCAUCCCUGCCAGCUUCGAUAGAAAUUCGCAAUGUCCAGAUGAAAUUGUGCGGAGACUUCGAGUCUCUGCUUCAUAUGAAGACCCCAGUUGGCAUGGGAAAUUACUGGAUACUUAUGACACUAAAACUGACCGAUUCAUUAUUGCUCCUUGCAGUUGGACCAUAUGCCUAGUACAAAUUGCUUUGUCACUGCAAAAUCUUUCUGAUUCUGAAAUCCUUUCUACUUGCUCUACUUCACCUUCUGCUGAGGGUCCAGACUUUGUGGAUAAUGAAAGAAGGCUGUGGAACUAUUUGAUUAAACAUCCAGACUGGAAAAAAACUUUUCCCAUGAGGCAACCACGUGUCUUUGAGAGGACAGCUGAUGGAGGCUGGAAACGUGCUGAUUCUCAGCACCUUGUUAAGGAUAUUGGUUACGAAUCAUAGUUCAUAAUGCAAACAACAUUGAAGGUUCCUCUUAGUUUACGUAGCCUACUAGUCUAUGCAAGCUUCUUUUUCUGUUGUAUAAAUCACUGAGUUACGCCAGGCCCUCUUAUGAUUGUACCAGUGAAAGCAUGAGCACAUCUGUAUUGACAAUGUUAUCAGCUUAAGUCUGAGAGACAUUGCUUCAAGAGAGGUAUACACGACAUGUAAAUAACUGGCAAUAUGGAACCAGGGUUAGAAACUGAGGCAAUAUUCCGAUAAUUGUAUUGUCAAUUGUGUCAAUAAACACUGGUGUCAUGCAUUUGCUGCUGUAGCCAUUAAUCACCACUCCAUUUUAAGCAUCUCCGCCUCCCUAAAAAAAUUGUGGAGACAUCCAUGCUUGAUUUUGUGUACUGACAUAUUAUCUCUCUAAUAUUAUAUAAAAUUAUUUCAAA
Molecule: messenger RNA, 1693 nt
Organism: Theobroma umbraticum
Lineage: Eukaryota; Viridiplantae; Streptophyta; Magnoliopsida; Malvales; Malvaceae
Product: protein N-terminal asparagine amidohydrolase family protein
Biological process (GO): ubiquitin-dependent protein catabolic process
Cellular component (GO): nucleus
Molecular function (GO): protein-N-terminal asparagine amidohydrolase activity
Source: RefSeq, a predicted model, not a curated record